Crotalus tigris (Tiger rattlesnake) is the source of this 4251-nucleotide messenger RNA. It is a transcript of the gene LFNG, whose product is annotated as LFNG O-fucosylpeptide 3-beta-N-acetylglucosaminyltransferase. The transcript is spliced from 8 exons. Gene Ontology annotation, biological process: regulation of Notch signaling pathway; pattern specification process. The coding region runs from base 69 to 1217 and encodes 382 amino acids. NCBI's taxonomy places the organism in Eukaryota, Metazoa, Chordata, Lepidosauria, Squamata, Viperidae. Gene Ontology annotation, cellular component: Golgi membrane. The record is from RefSeq and is a predicted model, not a curated record. Gene Ontology annotation, molecular function: O-fucosylpeptide 3-beta-N-acetylglucosaminyltransferase activity.
AGCGCCGGCUCCGGCCGAGGCGCGGCGGGGACGCUCUGGGGGCUGCCAGCUUCUCCGCGAGCGCCGCGAUGCUGACCAGCUGCGGGAAGAAGCUGCUGCUGUCUCUGCUGGGCUCCACGCUGACCUGCCUUUUGGUGCUGAUGGGCGAGCAGCCCAGCGGCCCGGGGAUCCGCGACGGCGGCCACGGGGGUCUCCUGCUCCGGCGGGGGGCGCAGGGCUGGCGGCGGAGCGGGGAGCCCCCCGGGCAGGAGCCCGACCCGCAGAUCCGCUCCUUCAGCGGCUACUUCGGCCAGCUCAGCCGGGCCAAGAGGGAGGCUGGCGGCGGCGGGGGCAGCCACGGCCCCGCGGGGGGGAGGCAGCCGCAGCAGCCGCCCCCCUCGGCCCCCGCCGCCCCCCGGGAGGAGAUUUCGCCCAGGGACGUUUUCAUCGCCGUCAAGACCACCAAGAAGUUCCAUAAGGCGCGGCUGGAGCUGCUGCUGGACACCUGGAUCUCGCGCAACCCGGAGAUGACCUACAUCUUCACGGAUGGAGAAGACAAAGAGCUCAAGCAGAGAAUUGGAAACAUUGUCAACACCAAUUGUUCUGCUGCUCACAGCCGUCAAGCCUUGUCCUGCAAGAUGUCGGUGGAAUACGACAAGUUCAUUGAAUCUGGACGAAAGUGGUUUUGCCAUGUGGACGAUGAUAAUUAUGUGAAUGUCCGGAUGCUGGUCAAACUGCUCUCCAGCUAUGCUCACACACAGGAUAUCUACAUUGGGAAACCCAGUCUGGACAGGCCUAUCCAGGCCACUGAGAGAAUCAGUGAGAACAAGAUGCAUCCGGUCCACUUCUGGUUUGCCACUGGUGGUGCUGGUUUCUGCAUCAGUCGUGGUCUGGCACUGAAGAUGACCCCUUGGGCCAGCGGUGGGCACUUCAUGAGCACGGCGGAAAAGAUUCGUCUCCCUGACGAUUGCACCAUUGGGUACAUCAUAGAAUCUGUCCUGGGGGUGAAACUGAUCCGAAGUAAUCUCUUCCACUCCCAUCUUGAGAACCUCCAUCAAGUGCCCAAAUCAGAGAUCCAUAAGCAGGUCACUUUGAGUUAUGGGAUGUUUGAAAACAAGAGGAAUUCCAUCCAUAUGAAGGGGGCUUUCUCCGUGGAGGAAGAUCCUUCCAGGUUUCGCUCCAUCCAUUGCUUGCUGUACCCGGAUACGCCUUGGUGUCCUUCCAACGUCGUUUACUAAAAGUCUUGACGUCCCCUUAACCUCAUCCCGAGUUCCCCGGUAUCCGAAGAGCUUCUGGGACCUGUAUUUUUAUCAUUAGUGUGUGCGUGUGUGCGUCCUUUGUUUGCUGUGAAGCAAUGAGCUCCUAAUUACGGUGGUUCAUUCACAGUGUAUGUGUGUUUCCUCCGGCUGCUGUGUGGUCUUGUGUUCCUCGCUGUCCACGCGGUGACUAUCAGGGUAUAAAUAUUUUAGAAGCUUCCUAAUGAAAGAACAAUUGUUACAGGUUUUUUUUUUCCCAGCCCUCCCCUUCUUUGCAAGGGCUUCAGGCUGGUUGUGUAUUGUGAAAAGGUCUUUUCUAUCUGCCAUCUGCUGAACGCAACGCUGCAGGUUUCUUGCAGAAAAGGCUUCCUUUCCCCAUAAUAUAAUAUUCUUUUCUUUCCAUCCAUUUCUUACGAGCCGUAGUACCCAGAAAAGCCCAAACCGCUGCAGGGUGCAAACGGCCAAAUCUGAAAUACUUUUAAACCAUGUGUUGUGGCAGAUGCUAAGCUGAUAUAGAAUUGCCCGUUUUAACCGGUCGCAUCAAAGAAACGGCAAGCGUUUCUCAAAUUUGCAACUUUAAAAGGGGUGCCUUUCAAUUCCCAGAAUUCAGCCUUCCAUCCUUCCGGGGUAGGUAAAAUGAGGACCUAGAUUGUUGGGGGCAAUGUAAAUAUAUAUAUACAUUGCUACCGCUUAGAGAGUGCUUGCACUUAAAGUGGUAUAUAAGUCUCAUAAAUAAAUAAAUUCCCCGGCCAACUUCCAUGUAAAGCGUACGGGCUGGGAAAUUCUGGGAGCUGAAGUCCACCCUUCUUAAAAAGCACAGGCUAGGGAAUUCUGGGAAUUGAAGUCUUAAAGUUGCCCAGUUUGAGAAACACUGGACUAAUGCUUAACCUGGUUAUGUAGUGGUUUGGGCUGUUUGAGGACAUCAACACCUGCAAGAUGGAUGUUCACAGACUUGGAAUCAAAGCCUGGAUGCCACCUUGCAGAUGUUCACCCAGACCUCUCCUCCCAAAUCUGCUUUUUCAACUGGGGUCCUUUAGCUUUGUGGUACUCCCCAUUCCAAAUCUUUCUGGCUGGGAACUAUUGGAUCGGGAAUCUAACAUAGUUGGAGGAUGCCUGCUUGAAGAAAAAACAACUUUUGGCCAUCGGUUGUCUUUCUUCCAAUGUUUGCCCACCUUUUUUCCCAUCCUGCUUGUUCCUUCCUGCUUCUUCAGGCUCUGCGUAAUUUUUCAGAUGAAGGUUUACAUAGGAAACAGACUUUUGUUGAUUUGCUCUGUAUGUGUUUUUGUACAUUUUUGUUGGGGGAUGUUUUGGGGUUGUUCCUUUCCCCCGUACUAUGUGUAGACUUCCCUCUGAGAGGUGCCUUUUAUUUUUUUCCCUAAAUUCAUUAAGAGCUGGUCUCUUGAACAUUCGCUGUUUUCAGUUGCACUGAAGGGAGACUCAAACGAUAAAAGAGAGUUUUUUGUCAAGGAACUAUUAUCUAAUCCUUUUCACCCUGGCCUCAAUGACUUUACUGAAGCUUGGUGGGCUUCUUACAAGUAAAUAGGCAAAGGAUUGCAAACUGCACCUAAAUCCAGAACUAUGGAACGCAGCCAGGCAGAAUUAAAUAAAUAUUCAAUACCAAAUGUAUAAGCAAAAGGUUGAUAGCAGAUUGGAACGCUACAGCUCCAGAAAUCCUCAAUUCCAAUCUUAAUUUAUUAUUAUUAUUUGCAAACGCUUACUUGGCUGUAUUCAUAGUUCUGUCUUGCUGCACAAAUGCCUGUGUAGAUUCAGAAUUUUAGAUCCUUUGGAAGAUGAAAUUAUUUUGAUUCUACUAAAUAUAUAUAUAAAAUGAGCAAUCCUCUGUGGAAUUUACGCAGGAGGAGAUCCUACCGUGUUGAAUGGGAUCUGUUCCCAGGAAAGCACAAAAUAGGUGGCCCACGACAUAGGGCCCCAACUGAAUUAAUAUUUAAGUAAGUAAUUUAAGUAAUAUUUAAUUUUACUUACUGUAAGUAAGUCUUUAAUUUUAUGGACCAAUUGGGAGGAACCAGUGUCCGUUAAAGCCAAAUGUUCAUUAAACCCAACGUUAUGUAACGCCCGUGAAUGUUACCUGUUCAUAAUAUUUAUGUUAUAUACCCAUGUACUUUACAAAAAAAUAUGUGGGCGCGUGGUCUGAUUUACGAAAGAGCAGACCAAGCUGUUGUUGGCUGAAGUCGCCCAAAUUCAGAUAUUGUCUGUAAAAUCCAAAGUCUGUUGAAUCAGGGUCUGUAAAAUUGAGAUGUUAUCGUAGCAACAUCCAGACUGUGAUUGGUAGAGAAUGACUUGUGUUAUUAAUUUAAAAGGACUAUAAAAUGUUGGAAGCAAUGAGGGAUCCUAUAUUUCUCUUGUAAGUUGGACGUGGUGUUGAUUCACCGUCUCCCUUCGUUGUAACGCCUCUGUCAAUGGACCAAGGUGAUUUGGCUGCAGCAUUUGCACCUCAAGAGUUGCAUUUAACUCUCCUGCAAAAUGCCACAUAGCCUUUUCUUCCUAGGUCCCAAAGGCAGAGAUGGAGAGCCGAAAGCUUCCCUUGCAAACAAAAAGAAAACAAAAACAAAAAGAGAGGCCCAUACUGGGUAGUGUUUGUAAAUAUUUUAUUGCAACAGUGUUAUUUACUGUGCUUUUUUUUUUAAUGUUGAGUCUGAUUUUGACAAAAGUGCGUUUAAAAGUGGUGGAUCAGCAAAAAAAAAAAAAAGAGGAAAAACUGUUGUUUUUUUCCUGGUCUGUUGAAAGAACGAAAAUACGGAAAAAGUUUUAUGUUGUUUGACACUUGUCUGUAAUUUAUAAAUCCCAGUAUCUGGGAUGUUGCUUUCUGUAAAGUACUGUACAUAUAUAAUGUGAUUCUCGCUAUAAAUAUAUAAAUAUUAAAGAGGAAUAAUGCAGCAUGUGUGGGAGGGAAACAAUGAUUAAUAUUCUCAGGGAAUUAAACCUGAUCACCACCACAGAGUGCCUGUGGCUGAUGUCUUCUCUGUGCUUUCAAUAAAAGAAUUUGUUGGCUAAUUAA